UCUCAAAUUAUGCAGAGAGAUUAAAUAACCUAAGAAAAAUAAAAGGAAUGCCUAAUAUUUUUGCAUCAAAUAUAAAUGAUCUUGUUGGAAUGUAUUCACAACCAAUCGAAAAAGUUUUUGUUAAAGAUCAUGCAUCCAACUUUUUAGAAGCAUUUGAAGGAAACUUAGAAGAAAACCUAUUAGGAUCCAAGGAAAUUCUUUCAAAAUUUAAACAUACGUUUAUAAUUAGAAAUCCAGAAAAAUCUGUAAAGUCAUUUUAUGAAGCUGCAAAUUCUACAUGUAAAGCUUGGGAUGAAGCCUACGUACCUAACUCUGAAAGAUAUGACAUUUUUUUUUCUAAAAAAGUUUGGCUCAAAGAUUUAAGGAUUCUUCAUGACUUAAUUAAGAACGUAACUGGAGAGAAGGUAGUAUUAGUAGACGCUGGUGAUUUAGUUCGAGAACCAGAGAAAAUUUUGAGAAAAUAUU
Molecule: messenger RNA, 465 nt
Organism: Dentiscutata heterogama
Lineage: Eukaryota; Fungi; Glomeromycota; Glomeromycetes; Diversisporales; Gigasporaceae
Source: the annotation of a GenBank genome assembly